AUUUGCGGUAGCCAUUUUCAUUCGAACAAUGAUUAAUAAACGAAGCUAAAUAAACUUGAACUUUAUUUUUAUAUAUAUAGCUAAAAGCAGAAACUGGAUAUUAGGAAGAAAAUCUUUACUGCCUUUAUUAUUAGUAAUUUACUGUCUCAGAAUAUACAAUUUAUAUUCGCCCCGGUACUGGGAGUAAAAUAAUGUCUGGACGUUACAUCGCUCUACUCCUUUGCUUGCUUGCGAUGGCAGCCGCAGAAAUAAAGGACAAGAAGAGAGUUAAAAAGUUCAGCUUGGCAUCAGCGCGGAAAGAAGGCUACGAGCUUAGCGAUCAUGAAAUGAUCGUCGAUGGCUUGAUGAACUUACUAUACUUGGCUUCAGAAGACCCUAGUGCCCCUGACUACUAUGAUGAGGCGAAACUUUUGGCGAAAUUAAAACUGGUCGAUAAUCCUCACGUCCCUGAUAUGCUGAAGGCCAUCCGAGGAAAUAAGGAACUCCCCGAGAAGGUUAAUGGGAAACAUAAAUUUACAAGAAUCAGCUACGCGAUGUCAAAGUUCGCCGACCCUUUGGGUUUUGAUGCACAAGUUCACGACGAAACGGCAAAACGUCACGAACUUUUUGAAAAAAUCGCAGAUCGACUCGACCCCGAGUGGCGUAAAAGGUCCAAAGAUGGGAGUGACCUUCACCAUAAAGAAUUGUAGGAAGCGGUGGAGCCAGUGAAACUGACUUCGACCUUAAUUAAAGAACUGUGGGAACUGACGGAGUUGGUGAAAGUGGGACCAACUAUAAAGAAUUGAAGGAAGUGGUGAAGUUUGUGAAACUGGGACCAACUAUAAAGUGUUGUUGGAAGCGGUGGAGGAAGAGGAAUUGAAUCAUUUUCAGGAUUAUUACUCUUCAAUAUUUAACAUACUUAAAUACAACUUCGUUAAAAUCGUUUCAACUGAUCCCGGCUUAUGCUUGCCAUUCCCCGUGUUUCCUAUUAUCACAUACGAUUGAUAAUUACUUUGCAUUUGCAAAACUAAUAUGCCGGGAGACGGGUUCCUCAUUUAUUGAAUGUACGUAAGGUGUUGCAAUGUGAGAUAAACUUUUAUUCGAAGUGAAUUAAUUGGAAAGAAAAUUUGAACUCGUGCGCAUACAAAUGCAUGAUAUAGUAGCGAAAAGUUGUUACUCAUAGUUUGUUUCGAAUGAAUUUCAGUAGACUCAGUAUAUAUACGUUAUCUAUUUAAAAUAUUGUAAUCUCCAGGUAAGCCGUUAUGCACAACCUUGCAAUAAAUACACUUGAUUUUAGAUAAUUAAAGCGUUGUAUAACUGUUUUAAUAAUUUAAAUAACAAUUUUGUGGAAGUUACUAUUAAUAGUGGAAGUUAUUGUGACAUGUAAAAAAAUUAUUAUAUAAAAUAUGGCCUUUGGAACACAUAGUUUUAUUUACAGAAAUGAUUAGCAUUUGGUAGCCUGUUUAUUUCUUAGAUUGAUAAAAUUUAACUUCUUAAUUAUGACAUGAAUAAUAUGUCAAUUUUGGGUCAAUAUUUUCAAAAAUAAAAUAUUAUUAGUUUAAACAUUUUCACACAAAGGUAAUUAAUUCCCGUUGAAUCA
Messenger RNA from Hyalella azteca, 1579 nucleotides. RefSeq lists its product as uncharacterized. The record is from RefSeq and is a predicted model, not a curated record. The transcript is spliced from 2 exons. Bases 192 to 689 code for a protein of 165 amino acids. Lineage: Eukaryota; Metazoa; Arthropoda; Malacostraca; Amphipoda; Hyalellidae.